GGUUAGUGCCGACUGUCUACGUCAAAAUUUGACGUUUGCUGUCUAGAGUUUCUUAAUAGAGACGUUUCUCAUUCGCAUAUAAUAUUCAGUUUCUGGCGGAGAGGGUGUGAAUUUUACAUCCAGCGACAUGGGAAAUGCCUACGCUCUACAUUACAAACCAGACGUUACGCCUCAUCCGUUAAAGGAAUCGCAGUUCGAACCGAACUUUGGUUUCCCCAAUGGCCGGAAGGAAAGAGUCAUGGUUGCAACGGAAGAGGAAAUGGUGUCAGCCAAGUUACCCCUAGACGCCCGAGAUUAUUGCGCUCACAAGUUACUCAAAUAUCACGCUUGCCGUACCGACACCUUCCCGUUUGUUUACAAAUGCCACCAUGAGAAACACGACUAUCUUACAUGCGAAUAUGAAGAUUACGUUCUUCGAAUGAAAGAGUAUGAGCGCGAGCGGCGGCUUAUGGAACGUCAAAAACGAAUCGAAAGGAAGCAACAACAGCAAGCGUAAUGUUUAAUAGCUUUUCAGUUUUCAAUAGUAACAAAGUAAAUGUGUUCUGCUCGAGAAUAAAGGAAAAUGUCGGGAAGAAA
This is a messenger RNA of Hermetia illucens (black soldier fly), 576 nucleotides long. RefSeq names its product NADH dehydrogenase [ubiquinone] 1 beta subcomplex subunit 7 (gene ND-B18). Gene Ontology annotation, cellular component: mitochondrion. The transcript is spliced from 3 exons. NCBI's taxonomy places the organism in Eukaryota, Metazoa, Arthropoda, Insecta, Diptera, Stratiomyidae. The record is from RefSeq and is a predicted model, not a curated record. The coding region runs from base 128 to 496 and encodes 122 amino acids.